Molecule: messenger RNA, 2139 nt
Organism: Gastrolobium bilobum
Lineage: Eukaryota; Viridiplantae; Streptophyta; Magnoliopsida; Fabales; Fabaceae
Product: protein STRUBBELIG-RECEPTOR FAMILY 2-like
Exons: 15
Coding region: 1-2139 (712 amino acids)
Biological process (GO): protein phosphorylation
Molecular function (GO): protein kinase activity; ATP binding; protein binding
Source: RefSeq, a predicted model, not a curated record
AUGGUUUGCAACAACGUCUACGUGUAUCUCGUCGUCGUUGUCUUCUCGGCAACUUUGAUUUCUCAGGGUUUGGCAUUUACUGAUCCAACUGACGUCACAGCUCUACAGGAUCUAUACAGGGCCUUAAACUACCCAACAGCGCUGCAAGGAUGGAACGGUGGUGACCCUUGUGAGGAGUCUUGGACAGGUGUAGCAUGUUCUGGAUCAUCAGUUAUACACCUCAAAAUUCAAGGAUUAAACCUCACCGGGUAUCUUGGAGGCUCGCUCUAUAAUCUGCAGAACUUGAAGCAACUUGAUGUCAGUUCUAACAACAUCGUGGGUGAAAUACCAAACGGUUUACCCCCCAAUGCCACACAUAUGAAUUUAAGCCACAAUUUCUUGUAUGGACCCAUUGGCAAUGUGUUUACCGGCUUAGAUAAUCUCAAAGAAAUGGACCUUUCAUACAAUAACUUCACCGGAGAUCUGCCAAGUUCAUUUGGUUCCUUGACAAACCUUGAUAGAUUGUUCCUGCAGAAUAACAAAUUCACUGGAUCAGUCACCUACCUGGCUGAGCUCCCCCUCAUUGAUUUGAACAUUCAAGAAAAUCUGUUUAGUGGCAUUCUUCCACUGCAAUUUCAGACUAUACCAAACUUAUGGAUUGGAGGGAAUAAGUUCCAUCCAGUGGACAACUCUCCUCCCUGGGCAUUUCCUUUAGACGGUGUACCAGGUGAGCAAAAUACUAGUCGCCCACCCACAACUCAGGCAAAUGCCAUCGAAAACUAUGCUCCUCCUAAAGUAAGAAAGCACAAGAAGAAAGGCAUGGGUCCUGGAGGAAUAGCUUUUGUGGUUGGUGGAGUUACAUUAAUUGUAACGGGAAUGGCGCUCUUCAUUGCAAUCCGUUUGAAUAGAUACCAUACACAGGGGCUAAAGAGCUUGGAAAGCAACCAUAGUUCAAUGCCUUCUCAUCCAAUCAGUGCAGCCAAAGAGGUCUCUUCUACGGCCCUGGAUAAGAGCCUCCAAAUCCCACCUUUUAAUGCUGCAUCCCUUUUGGGCCCAAGGCGAUUACAUUCCCAGAACCAUAAAGGGACGGGGGAAACGUCAAGAAGAAGUUUUUCAGAAAGAGACAGACUUACUGGAAGGACGAAGGUUUAUACAGUAGCGGAGAUUCAAUUGGUUACAAACAGCUUCAAUGAAGACAACCUUCUGGGGGAGGGAUCUCUUGGCCCCGUUUACAGGGGUGAAUUUCCAGAUAACAAGAUUUUGGCUGUGAAGAAUAUCAACAUGGCGGGCUUGUCUUACAGUGAAGAGGAGAAGUUCUUAGAUGUAGUUUGUACCGCCUCCCGUCUGAAGCACCCGAACAUCGUUGCACUUAAAGGUUACUGUUUGGAGCACGGGCAACGUCUUCUUGUGUACGAUUUUGUCAGAAAUUUGACUCUAGACGAAGCUCUUCACAGUGAGGCUUACAAACCUUUAUCGUGGGCCCUCCGACUCAGGAUUGCUCUCGGUGUUGCUCAGGCUCUCGACUAUCUGCACUCGACGUUCUCUGCUCCUGUUGCCCACGGCAACUUGAAGGCUGCCAAUAUUCUACUGGAUGAGAAUCUGAUCCCUCGUGUUUGUGACUGUGGCUUGGCUGUUUUGAGACCAUUGACGAGCAAUAAAGUCAAAACUCGGGCUUCUGAGAUUGAAAUUAGAGAUACAGGCUACUGUUCACCGGAACAUGGCCAACCAGGAAUUGGCAGCACAAAGAGUGACGUCUUUGCCUUUGGGGUGCUGCUUCUGGAAUUGUUAACAGGAAGAAAACCUUUCGAUGGUUCCAGGCAAAGGGAAGAGCAAUAUCUAGCAAAAUGGGCUUCGUCCAGGCUUCAUGAUGGCGAGAGUCUGGAAAAGAUGGUGGAUCCGGCAAUUAAAAGGACAUUCUCAUCCAAGGCUCUUUCUCGUUAUGCUGAUAUCAUCUCCCUUUGCAUACAGCCCGUAAAGGAAUUCCGUCCUCAAAUGUCUGAAAUCGUGGACUCUCUUGUGUCUUUUUCGCAAAAGAUCAACUUGAGAGGUCUUUCCGAUAGUGCAGCAGAUGGUACUGAUCUUGAUCCCCUUGAGAGGUCUUUCCGUACAACCACCUCACGCUUUAUGGUUUCUCCCACAUUGAGCUAUGUAUCAGCUUGA